CUGUACGCACGAACUCCAUUUUGGAUGAAUAUUGUGGUAGGGCCAAUAAUUUCAUACCUUUCCAUUGUGAUGAACAUUAUUAUAUUUGUGGCUUUAUUUCAUAAAAAGAUAAGGUCACCUACAACAGUACUAAUGCAAGGACUAGCUCUGGCAGACGGACUCACUGCGUUUUGUACCUAUGGAUUUGAACCUUUUUUUAAUUUGCAUUAUGAAGAGAUAGGAAAUGAUACUUACAGUAUUAAUAACAUAAAAGAUACACAGAUACAAGAAUUCAAUAGGCUAGUUGGACUAAAGUUUCCGUACUGUUUAAUGCAUUACUGUCUUACAAACCUAGGAGACACAUUCCACCUUGUGUCUAUACUGUUAACAUCGUCUCUUGGGUUACAGAAAAUCCUGGCUGUGGCACGUCCAAUAUGGAGCAAAACUCAGAUCAAUGAACGAAAAUCUUGCAUUGUUUGCUGUACGUGUUUUUUGUUUACUCUGGCCGUAAACGUGCCAAGAUUAUCCGUAAUUAGCUUCAGUCGUGGGAAGGAAGGAGAUGUAUGUUUAGUCUCCGAACCACAACGUACUAUUCAGAAGUAUAUUCUAUCAUACUAUCCGAUUAUGUACUCCAUUAUAUUGGUUGUUGCAGUAUUAACAAUGCUUAUAUCAACAUGCUAUAUCAUAUAUAUACUGUGCCGACGGAAACGUGUCCGUGGACAUGCCACGACUUCCAGAGCUGAAAAAAAAUCUUCCAUAUUAAUUGUGUGCGUCAUGACAGUCUUUUUUCUCGCAGAAGUCCCAAGGCUUUAUGUUAACUUAACUCUAUUUAGUACCUAUAAAUUCAAUUUGGACAUGCAGAAUAAAUCCAAUUUGGAAAUGCAGAAUAAAUCCAAUUCGGACAUGCAGAAUGUUGCCUUACAGAAACUGACGACCGAGUUUUAUCAAAUGUAUUCAGCAUGUCUUGAAAAUAGCCUGAGUCAUAUCUCAGAGGAGUCAUGCUUCUCUGAUUUUAAUGGACUGUCACCACUUUAUAAAAAAAAUAUGAUAAAUCAUGUGGAAAAAUCAUUGUCUAUAUUUGACAAAGAACAAUCGGAAGAAGCUGCGCGGCUUUCGGUCGAUAUAAUUUAUAAAGAUCAAUUGAAACAAACGUAUUAUGAAUGUCUAAUUGACGACUUUGUUGAUGUUUACACUUUUCGUGUAAAGGAAAAGAUUAAAUUGUACAAGCAGUCCAUUUCUGAUUAUACAUUAAUCGCAUAUUGCAGUAUAGUAUCAAAUAACAUGUCGUUUUUAGAAAAUUUAAUCAAAUGUUAUGAUCGUAAAACCGAGAAAUUUGGAAACUCUGUUGUGGUACUUGUUUCUUCGCCGUACAGUGAAACAAUGAACUACAUACUGAACAUUAUCUGGGGACAUAUUGAUAUUAACUUGGAACAUUUAAAACUUCUCACUGAAAUUUUAAAACUGUCAAUGAUCAUUGGCUGUGCUUCAAACUUUUUUAUCUAUAUAGUCAUGGGUGAAAAACUGAGAGAUGCUUUGAAAAAUAUGUUCAAAUGUAGAGAACAUCAGGAAAUACCUGUAUCUACAACUGAGAUUAUAAAUUAA
Molecule: messenger RNA, 1581 nt
Organism: Mytilus californianus (California mussel)
Lineage: Eukaryota; Metazoa; Mollusca; Bivalvia; Mytilida; Mytilidae
Exons: 1
Coding region: 25-1581 (518 amino acids)
Biological process (GO): G protein-coupled receptor signaling pathway
Cellular component (GO): plasma membrane
Molecular function (GO): G protein-coupled receptor activity
Source: RefSeq, a predicted model, not a curated record